Molecule: messenger RNA, 1367 nt
Organism: Bradysia coprophila
Lineage: Eukaryota; Metazoa; Arthropoda; Insecta; Diptera; Sciaridae
Cellular component (GO): extracellular matrix
Molecular function (GO): protein binding
Source: RefSeq, a predicted model, not a curated record
UUCUGAUUUUUUCACUUUUAUUUGUUGUGACUGCACAACAGCAGGACCCGUUACACUGUGACUAUUUCCUCUUUGAGACUGCAAACGAGGUGCUUUACACGUGUGGGAUAACUAUCGAUAAUCCGAAUGGCUUGAACGAUUUCACCGAAAUCAGUGGUGAGCAUCUUGUCGGAUAUACGAACGCCGACGUUGAACUUACGUAUCGAGCUGGUGGUGUAACGUCAAUUAUACCAAAUAUCAUUUGUGCGACUUUCCCGAAUCUCAAAAGGAUGGAAUUGUAUGAAAUUGGCUUGACAACAAUCAACGACAUCUCGUUUGAUCACUGUACCAAUGUCAAUCAGAUCAAUUUGACUGGCAAUAAAAUCAACUAUGUCUCAACGAAUGCUUUCUCUAAACUUCCCGGAUUGAUAAGCCUUGUGUUGGAAAGGAAUUUACUCACAACGUUACCGGCAAAUGUGUUCGCAAAUCUACUGAAUUUACGAUUUUUAUCGAUCGGUAACAAUCCCUAUCAACAUAUACCAACUCUUCUAUUUCGUCCGCUUGAAAAUCUUGGUGUACUCUACAUAGGCGAUGCCAACAUUACAGAAAUCAAUGCCGAAUGGUUUGUCAGCAAUUCUCGUUUGUAUGAAUUGUUUUUACAGGGGAAUAGAAUCGAAUCGUUAGAGAACAGCUUCAGUGGAUUGACAGAAUUGAUGUAUCUUACACUGACCUUCAACCGAAUCACCAACAUUCCAAUUGGAUCAUUUUCACAAUUACCAAAUCUUCGGAAUUUGUAUUUGUAUGGCAACAAUUUAACUGCAUUGAACGACACUUCGUUUCCAGAUCUGUCGCAUAUAACCACACUUGACAUCAGCGAAAAUCCCAUCGGUUCCAUCAACGGCAACGCUUUUCGUGGCCUCAACAGUCUCACAUCGUUAACCAUAAACAGUGCAAAAAUCACGCAACUCAACGAGGAUUCGUUCGAAGGUCUACAGAAUUUGGUGUAUCUUUCAUUGAACGAUAACGGAAUCGUGGACCUGCCAGAUAAUGUUUUCGAUCCAAUGCCAAACUUGUCCUACCUCAAUUUGUGGAACAAUCGUUUAGAGAGUGUGCGCGGAAAUAGUUUUGGAUCUGUGACAUCAUUGAGAACGUUGAAUAUGGCUAAUAAUGAGUUGAAUGCGCUAGAUCGUACUAUUAUCGAUAAUGCAACGAAUCUGUACACGCUGUAUAUGAUCGGAAAUUUGUGCGCAAACGGUAAUUAUGAUAACUUUAGCUUAAAUCGAUCUGAGCAUUUACUAGCACUUGAGACUUGUUUCGCCAACUAUAAUUAGACCAUGUUUUCCAAAUUGUCCAUGUUGAAAUGUUGAUGUUAAUAAAUUGCCAGAUUC